Messenger RNA from Microsporum canis CBS 113480, 4536 nucleotides. RefSeq lists its product as uncharacterized. Lineage: Eukaryota; Fungi; Ascomycota; Eurotiomycetes; Onygenales; Arthrodermataceae. The transcript has 6 exons. Gene Ontology annotation, molecular function: lipid binding. The record is from RefSeq and is a predicted model, not a curated record. The coding region runs from base 1 to 4536 and encodes 1511 amino acids.
AUGGCCUCGAAGGCAGAGAUGCCAGCCACCGAUGCCGGUACUCCGCCAGAGCUGAUCGAGAAGAAGCUGGUUGACGAGAGCAAGAGGGCCGGAGUCCCUGCCUAUCAGUUUGAUCCUGAUGCUUCACCUGAGAAGAAGGCUGAACAGGCAAGGAUGGCAAUUCCUGCCAGCCUGCAGAAGAAUGGCACCAAUGGAAUAAACGGGACAAAUGGCAUUAAUGUGAAGACGGCGGAUGCCGUUGCUCCAGCUACUGAUAUUGGGACUACAAAUGGCACCAAGAAGACCGGCCAGGUGGCGCGAGCAGACGAAGAAGACAAGCUCAAGAUGAUGGAGGUUAAAGAGCUCACUGAAGAAGAGAAAUUUGCUCCCGGUCGAACUGGAUGGGCUCCUCAUUUCGCUACUCCGGCUACAGAAGAAGGCGUUACUGAGGAGUCUGGCUUGCCCCCAACCAUCCUGGAGGGCAAGCUUGAUGACAAGUUCUUCGGUGGUAGGGCAUCCGAGCAACCCCCUUACUAUCUACAUAAGAAGCCUUGGGCUAAUAUCGGAUAUAUAGAUUGGUACCAUAAUGCUGCUGUCAUCAUAUUCGCCUGUCUUGCCUCAUGGAUUAUCGCCCUGCUGGGUGGUGGUUUAGGAUGGGUGUUCCUGGUCAUGGCCACCUGCGGUACAUACUACCGUACCUCCAUCCGUCGUGUUCGACGGAACUUCCGUGAUGAUAUCACCCGAGAGCUGGCCAAGAACAAGCUCGAGACUGACUCUGAGACGCUCGAAUGGAUUAACAGCUUCCUAGCUAAAUUCUGGCCCAUCUAUGCCCCUAACCUUGCUCACUCUAUCAUCUGCUCCGUGGAUCAGGUCCUUAGUACCUCUACUCCUGCUUUUUUGGAUAGUCUGCGUCUCAAGACGUUUACUCUGGGCAGCAAGCCACCGCGCCUUGAACAUGUCAAAACAUACCCCAAGACGGAACCAGAUAUCGUCCUGAUGGACUGGAAGUUCAGCUUCACUCCAGCUGACAAGAUGGACAUGACCGCCCGCCAGAUCAAGGAUAAGAUCAACCCAAAAGUAGUUCUCGAGGUUCGUGUCGGUAAGGGUAUUGUCAGCAAAGGUCUCGAUGUCAUCGUCGAAGACUUUGCUUUCUCCGGCUUGAUGAGAGUCAAAGUGAAAUUGCAAAUUGAAUUCCCUCACGUCGAGCGCAUCGACAUUUCGUUCUUGGGUAAGCCUGAAAUUGACUACGUCUGUAAACCCAUCGGCGGUGAGACCCUCGGCUUCGAUAUCAACUUCAUUCCCGGACUGGAGCAUUUCAUCACGGAACAGAUCCACGGAAACUUGGCCCCAAUGAUGUAUGAUCCGAAUGUGUUUCCUGUGGAAAUUGCCAAAAUGCUCGCUGGUAGCCCCGUCGACCAGGCUAUCGGCGUCCUGGCCGUUACUAUCCACGGUGCCAAUGGCCUCAAGAAAGCGGAUCAGUUCUCUAGUACCCCAGACCCAUACACCGUGGUUUCGAUCAACAGCCGGAAUGAGCUGGGCAGGACAAAGACUGCUUCUGAUACUUCUAACCCCAAAUGGAAUGAAACGCUCUAUGUUAUCAUCACGUCUUUCACCGAUGCGCUCACCCUGCAGGUAUACGACUGGAACGAAAUUCGAAAGGAUGUCCAACUCGGCACUGCAACCUUCGCUCUAGAGUCUCUUGAAACUCAGGAUGUGCAUGAGAACAUGAACCUUGACAUUAUGCAAAAUGGCCGUAACCGCGGUGUUCUGCAGGCAGAUGUUCGCUUCUUCCCAGUCUUGACUCCUACCAAGAUUGAGGGCGGAAUCAUUGAGCCUCCGCCAGAACUGAACACUGGUAUUGCCAAAUUCACCGUCGAACAGGCAAAGGAUCUUGAUGGCAGCAAGUCUUUUAUCGGACAGCUUAACCCUUAUGCCGUCCUGCUCCUUAACGGCAAGGAAGUUCACAUCACCAAGAAACUUAAGCGUACCAACAAUCCAAUCUUCCCCGACCCAUCAAAGGAAAUAUUGAUCAGCGAUCGUAAGACCGCCCGUCUUGGAAUGAUGAUCAAGGAUGACCGCGACCUUGCUACCGACCCUAUCAUUGGAAAGCACCAGAUCAAAUUGAACGACAUGUUGAAAUUGAUGGACAAAGGCAAAGAAUGGUUUGAACUUUCUGGUGCCAAAACUGGACGUGUUAAGAUGAAGCUGGAAUGGAAACCCGUUGCUCUCAAGGGCGUGGUUGGAAGUGGUGGUUAUAUUAACCCCAUUGGCGUCAUGAGACUUCACAUCAAGAGCGCUAAGGACCUCCGAAACGUCGAGACUAUGGGCAAAUCCGAUCCUUAUCUACGUGUCUUGAAGGCUGGCAUGGAAACUCGACGUACCGUCACUUGGUUGAACAACUUGAACCCCGAAUGGGACGAGGUCCUUUAUGUUCCGGUCAACUCUCCUCGUGAGAAACUUAUUCUCGAAGUCAUGGAUGAUGAAUCCAUCGGCAAGGAUAGACCACUUGGUUUGGUUGAAUUGGCUGUGGCUGACUACAUCAAGGAAGGAGAGGAUGGAGAAUAUGAAGUGCACGAUGAGAAGAGAGACUUAUCUACUCCACUUAAACUUGAUGGCCGUAGUAACCAGAAGGGUAUUCUAAACUACACCGUUGCCUUCUACCCAACUCUCAACGUUCUCGACCCUGAAGAGGAGGCUGAAGAGCUCGAGGCUCAGAAGGAGCUUGCAGCUGCCUCUGAAGAAGAUGGCAAUAAGAUGACCGAUGCUGACACUACUACCUUGACUGACGCUACCACUAAUGGUGCUCGCCCUAGCACUGACAGCGUAGGCAAUCUAACUAACGGUGAGAAGACUGAGAAGGAAGUACCAAAGAUUCGCCUUACUCCACAAGACGUGCACAAAUACGUAGAAUCUGGUUUGAUUGUCUUCAAGCUGGAGGAGGGAAAUUUCCCAUAUACAGGCACUCAGCUCGAGGUUUUGAUGGACGACAAUUUGUACCCAACUUAUACCUCUCCCAAGAUACAAUCUAAGCACAUGGUGUUUGCUGACGUUGGUGAUGCCUUUGUGCCUGAAAUGGAGUUCUCCAAGAUCACUUUGCGUCUGGUUGAUAAAUCUGACCGUCCUGGUGAAGACUCUGAUGAUAACUCGAUUGCCAAGCUGUCUGGUCCUACUCUAGCCACCCUCCAGCAGUGCUUGUACAAACCGACUGAGCUAGUCCUUCGCGGAGCUGAUGGAGUAAACAGCAAGAUUGUCGUAAGCUUGAAGUAUCUCCCUGUAAAGAUGAAGCUUGAUCCAUCCGAAAGCAUCAACAACAUGGGAACGCUCCGAGUGGACGUCCUGGAUGCUGCUGACCUUCCAUCAGCCGACAGAAAUGGAUACAGUGACCCCUACUGCAAGUUCAAGCUCGGCGACAAGGAAGUUUUCAAGACCAAAGUGCAGAAGAAGACCUUGCAUCCAGCCUGGAAUGAAUUCUUCGAAACUCCUGUCAAGUCUAGAAUUGCUGCCAACUUCAAGGCCGAUGUCUAUGAUUGGGACUUUGGUGAUAAAGCAGACUACUUGGGCGGCACUCCAAUCGACCUUACCCAGCUAGAGCCUUUCCAACCCCAGGAGAUCAGCCUCCCUCUCGACGGCAAGUCUGGUGCGAUUCGACUAAAGCUCCUCUUCAAGCCGGCCUACGUCACGCGGUCCCGACAGGGUUCAUCUACGUUCUCUGGAACGUUUGCUGCCCCAGGAAAGAUUGUAGGGGCCCCCGUCAAGGGAGUCACAAUGCUUGGAGGCGGAGUGGUCAAGGGAGCCUCCUUCUUGAAACACGGCUUCAAGCGAUCCAGCCGCGCCCACGGUGAUGGCGAAGUCGAGGCCGAAGCUCUUAGCAACAGCGCCCACGGCCACACUCCCAGCGUUGAGGUUUCUGCACCAUCCACCCCCCAACGUGCUUCAGCUCUCGCGGAUUCACCAUCUGGAUCCCCUGUCAUUUCGCACUCUAGAACACGCAGCAGCGCCUCCCAGGCUGGACUCGGAGUGUCCAGUAUUAAGGGCGAGACUGGAGCGGCCAUCAUCACCAUCGUGUCUACAACGGGUUACCCACGCUCUACCAACGUGCGAGUGGUAGUGAAGCAACAGACCAGCAAAGGAAUGAAGGAAAUCCACAAAUCCAAGGCUCACAAAGCUCACCACCACUCCGGAUCGGUAUCUCCCGACUCCGAAGCAAUCGUCCAGUUCGAUCCAAGCCACGAGACCAUCAAGAUCAACUCCGUCACCGCCGACGCCCAGUUCCAGCUUCAAGUCAAGGAUCACGCCGUUUUCGGAUCCGAUGACAUCCUUGGAGAAGCCCUCUUCUUCCUCGACGACCAAGGCUCCAAUGCCGGAAAGGAACGUAACGUCAAGGUUGGAAAUGGCUACGUUACUAUCAAGACUGUCUUCACGUCUUCGGAAUCCUCGUCUCUGAGACCAGGUACUUCCCACACCAAUGUUCCAGCAGAUGAGAGCACAGCUGACUCUCCAAAGCCACGUAGAAGUUUCCUUUCCAAACGAAGCGUCAGUGGCGUUAGCAACUCGUGA